Molecule: messenger RNA, 1260 nt
Organism: Scylla paramamosain (green mud crab)
Lineage: Eukaryota; Metazoa; Arthropoda; Malacostraca; Decapoda; Portunidae
Exons: 4
Coding region: 498-1091 (197 amino acids)
Source: RefSeq, a predicted model, not a curated record
CAUAGAUGGGUGGGUGGGGUCCGCGCCAUCUGGCUCGCCGCCCAGUUGACGAGGGCAGCGCGGGCUACGUCCCGCUCGCUGGUGCGCCGCUGGUAGGGGCGUGUCACAGAGUAGUAGUAGUUCCUGACACCGCGGCCCCGCACGUGGCGAGCCGCCCCCCGCCCCUCCGCCACAUACUGCGUUACGUCCUCCUCCAGGGACAGCGACCAGCGGCGCUGCGUCCCCGAGUGGGCGGCGGGCGUGGUGAGGUGCUCGCGGCGGAGGCGGGCGUGGCCGCGCUGGGGGAAGGUGGUGUUGGUGGUGGUCGCCGGGCUGAGGGUAGAGAGGCGCUAAUGUGUGGGUGCUGGUGAGGGUGGCAGCCCAAGACGUCACGGUGCGCGCCGCGGGGUCCUCCACCAUCAUCACGGACGUGAGGGAGCGCGCGCGGUGCAUCAGUGUUGCCACGGUGACGGUGGUGGUGGGCAUGACACAGAUGCGGGAGGUGGAGUUUGUGCCCGAUGGAGACAUGCAGCUGGACAAAUUGUGUUGGUCAUUGGUCAGACUGGAGUUUACAUGUGUACCUCCUUCACCAUCAUUGGUGGACACUUCACCAUGAGUCAACACAACAGAAGGAAGACCCUCCCCACACCCUCCCAGCCAUGAGCCAAGCACACCAACGGUCACACCACCCAGCGACUACACCUUCACCUGUCGUGCCUGUGCCACACACCUGCCAUGCAGCAGCAGCAGCAGCACCACCACCACACCCUGAACCACAGUUAUCUGCUAGCCAUCCCUGUCCCUUUCCCAAGUUCCCUAGCAGCCAAUCCCAAGUCACACCCACCUUGGGAUCCACAGCCAGGGUGUUUAUUGGGGGCACGGCCUCCCAGGUGGGCACAGAUGGCCUCCGUGAAGGCAGCUGCCUGGGGACUCUCCUCCUUGACGGCCGCUGUGGGGCCGCCAUCCCCCCUGGUAUGAAAGCCUUCCUGAGCCAGCCCGUCAGCCCCAGGGUGGCCCAGGGGGUCUUGUCUGUUCUCUGGUGUGGUGACAGGCGGCUUCAAGAAGCCAAUCAGCGCCGCCUCAGCCGCCGCCUGCUUGGCCAGCUGCUUUGAAGAUCCAAACCCUCGGUACUUCUGCCCGUCAACCUGAGGAGAGGCAGCAUUCAAGGGGCGGCUCCCCUCACCCAGGGCGACACAUUCGGCACGGCAGUGUUUCAUGAACAAACUCAGGAGUGAGGCAUUAGCAAGCAAGAAAGGCAAAAAAGUAAAAUAGCUCAACAUA